Molecule: messenger RNA, 2091 nt
Organism: Vigna umbellata (rice bean)
Lineage: Eukaryota; Viridiplantae; Streptophyta; Magnoliopsida; Fabales; Fabaceae
Source: RefSeq, a predicted model, not a curated record
GCAGGGAACAAAUUUGGGGCACCAAUUAAGGAAGGCGCAUUUGACAUUAACAGAAGGUGGAUUAAAGGCAUGUUUGGAUUUGGGUUUGGGUUUUGCGAAUGACUGAAUGAGUUAGCGUUUGUAGAAUCCGAAAUUUGAUUAGGGAAAUUGAAACAGAGCCCUCCGAAAACCCCAAAACCCUGUUUGGCUUUGCGUUUCGUUGUGGCCAUGGAUUUUCAAGUGGUGGUUCUCGGCGGUGGCGUCUCCAAGAAGCUCCUCCCCCUCGUUUCUCAGGAGCUUCCGAACGCGUUGCUUCCGGUGGCGAAUCGCCCCGUUAUCUCUUACGUUCUCGAGUACUUGGAGCUUAGCAACCUCAAAGAUCUCAUUGUGGUGAUUGAAGGCGAAGAAGCGGCACUUCGUGUUGGGGCUUGGAUUUCAGGGGCUUAUGCUGAUCGCCUCCAUGUUGAGGUUGCUGCAGUUCCUGAGGAUGUGGGUACAGCAGGUGCAAUUCGGGCUAUUUCUCAUCACCUAACUGCUAAAGACAUUUUGGUUGUCAGUGGUGAUCUUGUUACGGAUGUGCCACUUGGUGCUGUUGCAGCUACUCAUAGACGACAUGAUGCAGUUGUUACUGCUAUGCUCUGCUCUGCUCCUGUGAGUGGACCUUCAGAGUCAGUAUCUUCUGGUGGGAAAGACAAAACCAAGAAACCUGGCCGCUAUGAUUUGAUAGGGCUGGAUCCCACAAAGCAAUUUUUAGUUCACAUAGCAACUGGAGCAGAAGUUGAGAAGGAUCUUCGAAUUCAGAAGAGCAUACUCCCUGCAGUUGGCCAGAUAGAAAUAAGAGCUGAUCUGAUGGAUGCCCACUUGUAUGCGUUCAAAAGAUCAGUUCUACAAGAAGUUCUAGAUCAGAAAAGUGCAUUUCAUAGCUUAAAGCAUGAUGUAUUGCCAUAUCUAGUCCGGAGCCAACUGAAAUCAGAAGUAUUAUUUAAUGGUAUGCCACAAGUGGAAGAAAAUGGAACUGAAAAGGUUAUAUCUCAGAGCAAUCAACAAAUGCUAUCUCAAAUACUUGCUAAUGCAUCUGAACCAACCUUUCAUCUACGGCAUGCACUGGGUUCGUAUAGUUCUACUUCUGAUCGAAAAACCCACAAAUGCUGUGUGUAUAUUGCUGGAAGCAGCAAGUACUGUGCUCGCUUAAAUUCUAUACAAGCAUACAAUGACAUAAACCGAGAUGUAAUAGGAGAGGCUAGCCAUUUAUCAGGUUAUUCUUUCUCUGCCCAAAACAACAUUAUCCAUCCUUCUGCAGAGCUUGGGGCAAAAACAACUGUUGGACCACAUUGUAUGUUGGGGGAAGGUUCACAAAUGGGUGACAAAUGCAGUGUGAAACGGUCUGUCAUUGGCCGUCAUUGUCGGAUAGGUGCCAAUGUUAAGGUUGUUAAUUCAGUAGUUAUGAAUCAUGUUUCUAUUGGAGACUGUUGUUCAAUCCAAGGUUCUGUUAUCUGUAGCAAUGUACAGCUCCAAGAACGUGCAGUAGUAAAAGAUUGUCAAGUUGGAGCAGGUUAUGUGGUCACUGCUGGUAGUGAGUGCAAGGGAGAGGUCUUAGCUAAGAAAUGAAACUGAGAUGUGAGAAUCCAGGCUGGGAAAUUCAUACCAAAGUGACUUAUGUUCUGCUUCGUCACUGCUUGGAGCAAAUUUUGUGCUUUUUGCUGGCAGCAGUUACAAUUUGGUGUUGGCAGGAGGGGCAAAGAAAUUCUAAUACUUCCGACUUGCAUGCGUGUCCUUUGCAGUUUGUUUCGAUCGCUAUUUGUUUGAAAAUGGCUGCAAUUGGUCUUGAAUAUUCAUUUGUGUUAAUGACUACUAAUUAUUUCUGCUUCAUCACAAUUUUCUGCCAUUUAAUUCAAGUUACAAGGGACUUUCGGUUGGUAUCUUACUGCUGAACGAAAGCGGUAUAAUCCAGAGCCAUCAGUUUUGUAUUCGAGCAAAUGCAGUACUAUCGACGUAUUUCUUUGGGCUUUUUUGCAUUUUUGUUUUUGUUAGAGAUCUAGUGAUAAUAACGUUAACUUGAAUUUGGUACCUGCUUUGUAAGAAUAUAUUUAAGCUCAACUUUUUUCCUCCCUA